Colletotrichum godetiae is the source of this 1949-nucleotide messenger RNA. Its product is annotated as amine oxidase. Bases 292 to 1710 code for a protein of 472 amino acids. Gene Ontology annotation, molecular function: oxidoreductase activity. The record is from RefSeq and is a predicted model, not a curated record. NCBI's taxonomy places the organism in Eukaryota, Fungi, Ascomycota, Sordariomycetes, Glomerellales, Glomerellaceae. The transcript has 2 exons.
GGAAUUAAUCUACUACACUAAGCCGGGAUCACCUCCGUGUUCUGCAUCUCGAGUAUCCAGAUUUCGUGCUCGCAACGGCAGCACUUCCGAACGUCUGAUGCGAUAAUGCGGCACAGUAAAAUGGCACUUACUCAUAAGAACUAAAUAGUAACCUACGGGCACCGGUCUCCUGAGAACUUCCGUCGUAAUUAUCUACUCACCUCACAUUGUCAAUUUAUCUUACCAUCGGCAAAGGCGUUACAUUUCGGUUGCUCUACAUGACCGUCAAUACUGCUGAUAUUAAAGGUCAAAAUGCCAUCUCUCAUUGCAGCCUUUCUUGGCACUCUAUCACUGGCGUCAGCAGGAAUCUUACCGACUGGGAAUAAGACAACCAUCAUCGAGAGAGAUGUUGUAAUUCUAGGUGGAGGUGCUUCCGGUGCUCAUGCAGCCGUGAGGCUCCGUGAAGACUACAACAAGACAAUUGUCAUCGUAGAGAAACAGAACCGCAUAGGUGGCCAUGUCGCAACCUUCACGGAUCCCGAGACAGGGAACUCAUAUGACUUUGGUGUCAAUUCAUACACAGAUUACGACGGAGCCCGUGACUUCUUCGCCCGCUUCGACGUUCCCGUACAAACUCCAGCGAGACAGACAUUGACGACCACAUACGCCGACUUCAGCACGGGAAAAACCACCAACUACUCUUUGCCGGCUUCUGCGGACGCUACAGCUACCCUCAAAGCCUGGCUCGAGCAGUGUGAGAAGUACGAAUCGUACAUUAUUCCCUCCUACGCAGACUUCCCAAACACGACCGUUGGGGUUCCUGAAGACCUGACUCUCAAAUUCUCCGACUUUGUCGACAAGUACAAUUUGCAGGCUGCUGUCCCUCGCAUCUUUCAGACCACCGGCCUUGGACUGGGCAAUAUCGCCGACCAGAUAACCCUUGAUGUGAUGCAGGCUUUCGGCGCACCCAUCACCCGGUCGUUCUUGGGGACAGUCGGCUCCUUCGUGCCUGUAUCCAGGCGAAAUCAAGAGAUCUACGAUGCUAUUGCAGACCUUCUCGGGGACGAUGUCCUGUACUCAUCUACAGCUAUCAAUACUUCCCGUACCGAAGACGGCGUCGAGGUUCUUGUCCGUGGUUCAGAUAACAAGCAAACGCUGAUUCGAGCUAAGAAGCUUCUCAUCUCCUUCGAGCCUACGAUUGCCAACUUCAACGGCAUCGAUAUCAGCGACGAGGAGACAGCCGUCUUCUCAAGAUGGGAUUGGACUACCGUUUAUGUCGGCGUCGUCUCUCACCCUUCUCUGCCCAUCAGCUACUCACUCACGAACAACGUCCCCACCAACUGGAUCUCCCUUCCCGAGACCUCCUUCGUCGGCCGCUUUGACUACCUCGGUGACGACAACUUUCGCGUGCUCAUCACUGGCUCCUCCGACUACGAUAGUACUCAGGCGCAAGCGCUGGUCAGGAAGUCGCUCAAGUUGCUAGCUGAUGCGGGCACGAUCCCGAGCCUCGGCACUGAGGAGCUCAAUUUGAAGGCCUGGUCCGAUCAUGGCGCCAUACAUCUGCGUGUAUCUGGCGCUGAGCUGGCAGCUGGUCACAUCACCGAGCAGUACGCUCUUCAGGGCCAGAGGAGUACAUACUACACGGGAGGUGCGUGGUCUGCGCAGUUCACCACCAUUUUGUGGGAGUAUAACAACCAAUAUCUCCUGCCAAAGCUGCUGGCGGAGUUCUAGGAGAGUAAAUUGCUGCAGCAAGAGGGUAAGACAUGAGGUAAAGGCACCCAUCGUCUACAACUACCUUACCGAUAAUGGAUGAUAAUGAAUCAGACUAAAAUUUAGAAGGCAAGGAGGCAAACCCAUAGCCAACAAGUCUUUCCCGUGCUGAAUGUCAAGAACUUCGAGGGUUGGUAGAGUUUAUCUGAUGCUGGUGGUUUCCACAAUAUGGUGAACCGAAUCACUAUCCUCUUUUAUAA